Molecule: messenger RNA, 1885 nt
Organism: Lepus europaeus (European hare)
Lineage: Eukaryota; Metazoa; Chordata; Mammalia; Lagomorpha; Leporidae
Gene: PODXL2
Product: podocalyxin like 2
Exons: 8
Coding region: 1-1830 (609 amino acids)
Source: RefSeq, a predicted model, not a curated record
AUGGGCCGGCUGCUGCGGGCUCCCCGGCGGCUGCGGCUGUCGUCGCCGCCGCCACCGCUCCUGCUGCUGCUGCUGCUGCUGGCCGGGGGAGCAUCCCUGGGUGCCUGCACAGCUGGGUCUGAUGAGCCCGGCCCAGAGGGCCUCACCUCCACCUCCUUGCUGGACCUCCUGCUGCCCACUGGCCUGGAGCCCCUGGACUCUGAGGAGCCCAGUGAGGCCAUGGGCCUGGGAGCUGGCCUGGGAGCCCCUGGCUCGGGCUUCCCUAGCGAAGAGAGUGAAGAGUCUCGGAUCCUGCAGCCCCCACAGUACUUCUGGGAGGAAGAGGAGGAGCUGAACGACUCCAGCCUGGACCUGGGCCCUACCGCAGAUUAUGUCUUCCCAGACCUCACCGUGAAGGCAGGUUCCGUAGAAGACACCGGCCAGGCCCAAGAGCUACCCAGCCUCCCCUCGGGCUUGCCCAAGAUGAAUCUCGUUGAGCCCCCCUGGAGUAUGCCUCCCGAAGAGGAGGAGGAGGAGGAAGGGGAGGAGGAGGAGGAGAGGGAGGAGGAGGAAGAGGAGGAGGAGGAGGAGGAGGCGGAGCUGCUCCCCGUGAGCGGCUCCCAAGAAGAAGCCAAGGCUCCUGCCCACGACGCCUCUCCCACCAGCAGCAGCCAGACACCGGGGGCCACCACACCCAGGCCCGAAGGCCCCGGGGGCCAGGCCUCAUCAGGUGUGGAGGUGGAGAACAGUGUGGAACCCAGCCUGUCACCGCCCUCCGUGACCCCGAGCUCACUGACCCUGGGGGAUCGGGACUUCACCAUCCAGGAGGCAGGGCCCACGAUGCUGCCAGCUGCGGGGCUUGGGGUGGAGUUGGAGGCUCCCCCAGAAGUCGCGGAGGAGGCCACUGUGGGGGCAGCUGGGAUGGCUGGCAGGCCAGGGGCAGAGCUGUCCUCGGUGCUGUUCCCUCACACCGGAGCUCCCAGUGGGGCUGAGGCCCUCGAUGAAGGUCACCCUCACCCCAGGACCCCAGCCUCUUUCCCACUGGCCCCCCGAGAUGUGGAACCCACGCCCUCCUCUGCUUCCUCGGGCCAAGGUCUCAGCCAGCAGCCGCAGCCAGGGCAGGCGGUGGAAGCUCCGUCCAGAAUACCCUGGGACUCCACUCAGGUGAUCUGCAAGGACUGGAGCAAUCUGGCUGGGAAGAGCUACAUCAUCCUGAACAUGACGGAGAACAUAGACUGCGAGGUGUUCCGGCAGCACCGGGGCCUGCAGCUCCUGGCCCUGGUGGAGGAGGUGCUGCCGCGCCAUGGCAGCGGCCACCACGGGGACUGGCACAUCUCCCUGAGCAAGCCCAGUGAGAAGGAGCAGCACCUUCUGAUGACGCUGGUGGGCGAGCAGGGGGUGGUGCCCACGCAAGAUGUCCUUUCCAUGCUGGGCGACAUCCGCAGGAGGCUGGAGGAGAUUGGCAUCCAGAACUAUUCCACCACGAGCAGCUGCCAGGCACGGGCCAGCCAGGUGCGCAGUGACUACGGGACGCUGUUUGUGGUGCUGGUGGUCAUCGGCGCCGUCUGCCUCCUCAUCAUCGCACUGGGGCUGCUCUACAACUGCUGGCAGCGCCGCCUGCCCAAGCUCAAGCACGUGUCGCACGGCGAGGAGCUGCGCUUCGUGGAGAGCGGCUGCCACGACAACCCCACGCUGGACGUGGCCAGCGACAGCCAGUCGGAGAUGCAGGAGAAGCGGCCCAGCCUCAACGGCGGCGCCACCGUCAACGGCCCGGGCAGCUGGAGCGCGCUCAUGGGGGGCAAGCGGGACCCCGAGGACUCGGACGUGUUCGAGGAGGACACGCACCUGUGAGCGCGGCCGCGUGGGGCGGACUCGGAAGUGGACCGCAGCCGCCCUGCGGCCCCAG